Penicillium cataractarum is the source of this 1533-nucleotide messenger RNA. RefSeq names its product F0F1 ATP synthase subunit beta. Lineage: Eukaryota; Fungi; Ascomycota; Eurotiomycetes; Eurotiales; Aspergillaceae. Gene Ontology annotation, biological process: proton transmembrane transport; proton motive force-driven mitochondrial ATP synthesis. Gene Ontology annotation, molecular function: proton-transporting ATP synthase activity, rotational mechanism; ATP hydrolysis activity; ATP binding. The transcript has 7 exons. Bases 1 to 1533 code for a protein of 510 amino acids. The record is from RefSeq and is a predicted model, not a curated record.
AUGCUCAGAAAGGCAUGCCUCCCAAAACCAGGGGGCUACUUCCGCCUCAGUUCAACCUUGCCGCUCUCGAGAAGCGAUGCAUGUCGCCGAUACCUGAGUACUGUGACUCCCAAUCCUGGUGGGAAAAUUCACAGUGUAAUUGGCGCCGUGGUCGAUGUCAAGUUUGAAGGUGGCACCAUGCCGUCCAUCCUUAACUCGCUGGAAACAAAGAACGGCGAGGACACGCUCGUCCUGGAGGUGGCGCAACAUCUUGGAGAGAACACCGUUCGAUGUAUUGCUAUGGAUGGUACAGAGGGCCUCGUCCGGGGCACCGCAGUGACCGAUACAGGCGCCCCGAUCACGGUGCCCGUCGGCCCUGGCACCCUCGGACGCAUCAUGAAUGUCACCGGAGAGCCAAUCGAUGAGCGGGGCCCAAUUCAGGGGGUUCGCCGAAUGCCCAUCCACAGUGAGCCUCCGCAGUUUGUGGAGCAAUCGACUCGGGCGGAGGUGUUGGUCACGGGCAUCAAGGUUGUAGACCUGCUCGCGCCGUACGCUCGUGGAGGCAAGAUCGGGCUCUUUGGAGGUGCGGGUGUGGGAAAGACGGUGUUUAUCCAGGAACUCAUUAACAAUAUCGCCAAAGCGCAUGGUGGUUACUCGGUCUUCACUGGGGUUGGAGAACGGACUCGAGAGGGCAAUGAUCUGUAUCACGAAAUGCAGCAGACCGGCGUCAUUAACCUGGAGGGAGAAUCUAAGGUGGCCCUGAUCUUUGGCCAGAUGAAUGAGCCCCCCGGUGCCCGGGCCCGUGUUGCUCUGACGGGACUUACGGUGGCAGAGUACUUCCGAGACGAGGGUCAAGACGUCCUUCUGUUCAUCGACAACAUCUUCCGCUUUACGCAGGCAGGAUCAGAAGUCUCAGCUCUGCUGGGUCGAAUCCCUUCUGCAGUGGGGUACCAACCGACCUUGGCAGUUGAUAUGGGUGCCCUGCAGGAACGUAUCACCAGUACACCGAAGGGAUCCAUUACCUCAGUACAGGCAGUCUAUGUCCCUGCUGACGAUCUUACGGAUCCCGCGCCGGCCACUACCUUCGCCCAUCUGGACGCGACCACCGAGCUCUCUCGCGGAAUUGCUGAGAUAGGCAUCUACCCUGCAGUCGACCCUCUGGGAUCCAAGUCGCGACUUCUUGAUCCGCGCGUUGUUGGCGAGGAGCACUACAACGUUGCUCUCAACGUGCAGAUGAUCCUACAAGAAUACAAGUCUCUGCAGGAUAUCAUUGCCAUUCUGGGAAUGGAUGAGCUGUCCGAGGAGGAUAAGAUUAAGGUUGAGCGCGCCCGGAAGAUUCAGCGGUUCCUCAGUCAGCCUUUUGCUGUCGCCGAGGUUUUCACCGGCAUCAAAGGUGAAUUGGUCCCGCUGGAGGAGACUAUCCGCUCGUUUAAGGCUAUCCUAGAUGGAAAGGGCGAUGAGAUGCCUGAAAAUGCUUUCUACAUGGUCGGCGGCUUUGACACAGCCAAAGCUAAGAGUGAGCGGAUUCUCGCGGAGCUGGAGCAACGUUCAUAA